CGGGAUGGGGGAUGGGAGGUAAGGAGAGGGCGGCGGGCCCGGGCUGCAGAGAGCGCCAAGGCAGUUUCGAUGAAACUGACCCGCAUGUACCUAUCGCCCAGAUUCAGCGAUUACCAGCUCAUGGCCUGGGCCACUGCUUGUCUGUCCUCAUUCACUUCCCUCCACUGCUGGGUCAUUUUGAAGCAAAUUAUAUACACAUUAGAUCAUUGCAUUUGUAAGUACUUCAGUAUUUAUCUCUCAAAGAAAGUCCAUUUGCAGGAGCAUUGACUCAUGCCUGUAAUCCCAGCCCUUUGGGAGGCUGAGGUGGGAGGACAGCUUGAGCUCAGGAGUCCAAGGCUGCAGUGAGCUAUGAUUGUAUGUCUCAAAAAAAAAAAAAAAAAGAAAAGAAAAGAAAAAGUCUAGUCUUCAUAAACACUCUUGUUAACCCAACAUCCAGGCCUUCACUGAGUUGAUGCAGUGGCCUGAGGCGGUUUACCUGGUGGAUAGUGGGUGGCAGGAAGCAUCAGACAUCAGACAGAGGGCAGUCGGUUUGUUUGUAUUAACAUUUGCUCUGGGAUUUUGCAGGAAACUCAGAUGCCAUUUAUCUGGGUUUCUGAGCUGCACAGCUUGACACUGAAUGCAAGUAUCUUAAGCCACAUAUGUGAAGAAAAGGCUCUUUUCUAAAAAUCUGAACUCGAAUUCAGUAUGAAAAGAACAGGUCGCAGUGGGCCCUGUCGGGAUCCCAGGGAGCCGCAAUUCAGGGCUCCCUGAAUGAUUCAUCUCUGCAGCCCACACCGACAGACCAGGCUUGCUCUUAGCUUGUGAAAAAUGAGUACCCUGUCUAGGCUAUCCUGAGCUAACCCUCCUAUUCUUGCCCUUUUUGCUGAAAGGAAUUAUUGUUAAUACAGCUAUUUAAUUCAGCACGCUCAUCCAGACUUCUGAAGCAAAAAGCCAAUCAGCAUGAAGCUGCUAGCAUAUUGGUUUUGUGAAGUAAGUGUUAAAUUAUAAUAAUUACCCCCACUGUGCUCUCCAGCGUCACUGUCUGACCACCCUGUCCCAGGGGGAGGAGGCCCCUCUCAGGCCAAGGGAGUCUGGCACAGUGAUGCUGGCUCCUGGUUGCCCAGGCACAGUGACCAGCCAGACUUCACAGAGGCCUCGGGGCUUACCAUAAAUAAAUCACGGCUUUGUGCAAGCUGAGCCAAUGCAGUUCUUCCAACUGGCUGCUCCUCUCCAAGAACAAUCGGGACUUGGGUGGGCAAACAGGAAGUCUCUCAUCACAGUGGUUCUCAGAUUCCCACCACUGUGUGGGUGCCUGAGGCCUGAGCAAACCCAGCUCAUGUGGCAACUUCCUCCCCCAGCUGGACAGGAAGACCUAGGUCCACCAGGCCUUCUUUCAUUUCUCACACUUUGCCCCCAGCACAACUUUCUACGAGCAUGGAUUCUGUACUCUUCAUCCCCAGACACAUGGGAGAACAAGGUCUGCUACAAGACCUUUUAUUUUUUUUUUGAGAUGGGGUCUCAGGUCUCAUUCUGUUACCUAGGCUGGAGUGAAGUGGUGUGAUCUUGGCUCACUGCAACCUCCACCUCCAGGGCUCAAACGAUUCUCCCACCUCAACCUCCCAAGUAGAUGACCACUUUUUAAGAAGAUGUUAAAGAUGAGAGCUUAGGGCUGGGCGUGGGGCUCACGUGCUCCCAGCGCUUUGGGAGGCCGAGGCAGGAGGAUCACUUGAGGCCAGGAGUUUGAGACCACUCUGGGCAAUAAAGCAAGAUCCCGUCUCUUUUAAAAACUUUAAAAAAAAAGCUGGGUAUGGUGUCUCACACCUGUAGUCCCGGCUUCUCAGGAGGCUGAGGUGGGAGGAUUGCUUGAGCCCAGGAGGUCGAGGCUGCAGUGAGUUGUGAUCACAGCCUAGGCGACAGAAGGAGACCCUGUCUCCAAAAAAAAAAAAAAAAGAAGCACCUGUUUAUGACAAACUCAGCUUUCUGGGUGACAUAGAUGGUUGUAUGUAGGUAACAGGGUGGUUUCGCGGAUGGCAGAUUCAUUUUAGAAAUUGUAAAAUGGCAAGCAGUUUUCAGAACAAGAGAUUAGUUAGAAAAGGAAAGUGGCAACUGUUUUCUGCAGGGCCUGUCGGGAAGCCUCUGGUUUCUUUUCAUCCGUGAGGACUGGGGGAGGAGGCCUCUUCAGGAAGAGCAGUUUAUUUUUGUGAAAGGAAUACUUCCUGAUUUCAAACAUUUGGAACUAAACUGGAACAUAUUUUUCUUUCCGAUUUCUGCGUUUUUGAGGUGUGUGUAAACCCACCAGCGCAGCAGCUGGGAGGGCCCUUCAAAGGUGGGCGGGUGGGGUGAGUGAGGCCCAGGGGAUAGAGUCUUUGCCCAGAUGUGAAUCUCAUUUGGGUAAUGUUUCAGAGCCUUGGGUGGCUGAUUGAUCAUUCAUUCAAUGGUCCUUCAUCAGCACAUCUUUACUGAGCACGUGCUGUGUGCUGUUCUAGGCGCUGAAGGAUAGAAGUGAACGGUUCCCCCUCAUGGAGCUUAGGUUCCAGCAAUAAGCAAAACAUGUCCUGCAGCGAAAGGCUUCUGGGCUGCAGGCGACAUUUUCCCAACUUUCACAACCGGGUUCCUUCCGGACGCCCGUCUCUAGGGACGCACUCCCGCCUUUGGCAGGGCUGCUGCCCGGCGGAGUCUCGCGAGGAUCUUGUGACUUAUCGCGGCAUCGCCCAGCGGUUGCCGGGAAACGGCGUGGCUUCCGGGGGCGGGCGCACUGCUCCCGGAGUCGCCGCUGGGCCUGUCCGCUGGCGUCAUGGCACCCAAAAAGAAAGGGAAGAAAGGCAAAGCCAAAGGCACCCCGAUUGUCGAUGGGCUCGCUCCAGAGGACAUGAGCAAGGAGCAGGUGAGCAGAGCGGGCUGUGGCCCAGUCCCCGGGUGGGCGUGGGCGGGCACCACGCAGGGUGCCUGCGCCGUGUGUCCAUCUUGCCAUGUGGAUCCACCCUUCUGUCCAAGCCAGAACACGCCCCCCGCGUGGCCCAUAAUUCCCAUCAGCGGCAAAGCUUUCGGCUGCACCAUGUCUUUUCAGAAAGGUAGUGCAGCCUGUGAAAGAGCUUUGUAACAGGGUGGUAGGGAUGUGGAAGGACAUGUUUUUCUGAUCUAAAAGUGUUUUUAAUUUCGUGUAUUCUCUUUCAAUCUUACCCUUUUUUUGCACCUGAUGUGUAUAGACUUAUCGUAGAACACGUAUGUAGCAUUCUCCUUUAUUUUAUUUACCAUUAAACAUUAUGUCAAAAAGGAAGUUUUUAAAAGAAGGAUGAUUUACUUCAAAUCACAUCUGAAUCUGAUUAAUCAUUCAUUGUUUUGUUUUGUUUUUUUUUUGAGACGGAGUCUCACUCUGUCGCCCAGUCUGGAGUGCAGUGGCGCGAUCUCGGCUCACUGCAAGCUCCGCCUCCCGGGUUCACACCAUUCUCCUGCCUCAGCCUCCCUAGUAGCUGGGACUACAGGCACCUGCCACUACGCCCGGCUAAUUUUUUUUUUUGUAUUUUUAGUAGAGACGGGGUUUCACCGUGUUAGCCAGGAUGGUCUCGAUCUCCUGACCUCGUGAUCCGCUCGCCUCGGCCUCCCGAAGUGCUGGGAUUACAGGCAUGAGCCACCACGCGUGGCCAAUCAUUCAUUGUUUUUGAUAAAAGUCCCAACAAGGAGUAACAGCAUCAGGGCUGCCUUUUUCUUGUUGCUUAUUUUGGGGAGGAGGUGAUGUUUUUAUAGUUUCUUUGUAGGAGUUAGUUUAAGUCUCUUCUUCAUUUGGAUGUAGUUAAGGGCUACAGAACAUAAUUACAUAAUUACAGUUUUACCUAAAAGGGUCCUGGAGACGGCAGUGUGUGGCAAGCACGGUGCACCCUCUGGCCUCUGCCCUCAUGGACGACUGCCUGUGAGCACCUGACAUGGGACAUGAGGGCUGUGUCAACUCUGUGUUAUUGUUAAUAAAUCUUACCUUCUUUUGAUAGUUGUAAGAUAAAAAAUCAAUACGAAGGAGACUGAAAGAGUCACAUGACCUGAAGGUGGAGCUAGGCAGAGGUCCUUGAACAAUGGUAAAGAGUGGCUUUAUUUUACAUGCAGGCAAACCACUGGCAGUUUAAGCCAGUGGCUAAGCAGAGAGGUGAUGGGGUCAGGUUUGUGUUCUGGAAAGAUGUCUGGAGCUGCUGGGUGGAGAAUGGAUUGAACACUGCGUUGUCCCCGCAUGUGAGCUGCUGCCCGUCUCCCUGUGCGCUUCCCAUUCCUGUGGAGACAGGCCUUGUGGGGCAGUGGCCAUGGAGCCUGCGGGGCAGGCUACGGGGCAGCCUGCGGGGCAGGCUACGGGGCAGGCCCUUGCACUGCACAUCGCACGUUGAGCCACAGACUCAGAAGGCUUCUUCAGGGUCCAGGCAGGUGGGGAGGGACGGGGGUGACCUGGAGACUCCUGCCCCGCAGCAGAGGACAGUUUCAUCCGUUCACUGGGGAGUGCCCUGUGGGCCUAGGAGUUCAGUGCUGUUUUUUCUGAUUUUCCAAGAGAAGCUGGAAAUCUGGAUAUUUAUAAGAAAUCUGAAUAUUGAGUGAUGGCAAAAUCUCAACACCAUGUCAGCCAAACAGACCAGUCAGGAGCCCUGGUUCAGGCUCUGCCCAGGAGCCACUAAAGGUCUGUGACGUGAAGACAUUUGUCGUUGUGCCGAGGCACUGGUUGGAUUCGGGGGUGCGUGUCUCCCUCAUGUCCGCCCGGCAUCCUCGGCUCAGAACCCCUCCUGCUGCUGCUCCUUGAUGGCUCGUUGUCUUGUCUUCUUUUGAGCUGUUUAUUUUUAGGUGAAGUUGAGUCCUCCCUCUUUCUUCCUUGCCUUUCUCCGGCCACACGCCCCGUUGCCGUGCAUGGGCCCCUGCUCAGUGCCUCACCUGACCCACUGCACCUGGCCAGGUGGAGGAGCAUGUCAGCCGCAUCCGGGAGGAGCUGGACCGCGAGCGGGAGGAACGAAACUACUUCCAGCUGGAGCGGGACAAGAUCCACACCUUCUGGGAGAUCACACGGAGGCAGCUGGAGGAGAAGAAGGCUGAGCUGCGGAACAAAGACCGGGAGAUGGAAGAAGCCGAGGAGAGGCACCAGGUGGAGAUCAAGGUGUACAAGCAGAAAGUGAAGCACCUGCUAUAUGAGCACCAGAACAACCUGACAGAGAUGAAGGCUGAGGGCACCGUAGUCAUGAAGCUGGCACAGAAAGAGCACCGCACACAGGAGGGUGUGCUGCGCAAGGACAUGCGGGCACUGAAGGUGGAGCUCAAGGAGCAGGAGCUGGCCAAUGAGGUGGUGGUGAAGAACCUGCGGCUGAAACACACCGAGGAGAUCACCAGGAUGCGGAAUGAUUUUGAGAGGCAAGUUCGAGAAAUUGAGGCCAAGUAUGAUAAGAAGAUGAAGAUGCUGAGGGACGAGCUCGACUUGCGGAGAAAGACUGAGCUCCACGAAGUGGAGGAGAGGAAGAACGGCCAGAUCCACACGCUGAUGCAGCGCCACGAGGAGGCCUUCACCGACAUUAAGAACUACUACAAGGACAUCACCCUCAACAACCUGGCCCUCAUCAACUCCCUCAAGGAGCAGAUGGAGGACAUGCGGAAGAAGGAGGGCCACCUGGAGAGGGAGAUGGCAGAGGUGUCUGUGCAGAACAAGCGCCUGGCAGACCCUCUCCAGAAGGCUCGGGAGGAGAUGAGCGAGAUGCAGAAACAGCUCGCAAACUACGAGAGGGACAAGCAGAUCCUGCUUUGCACAAAAGCCCGUUUGAAAGUCACGGAGAAAGAGCUGAAAGACCUGCAGUGGGAGCAUGAAGUGUUAGAGCAGCGAUUCACCAAGGUGCAGCAGGAGCGGGACGAGCUCUACCGGAAGUUCACUGCAGCCAUCCAGGAGGUGCAGCAGAAGACAGGGUUCAAGAACCUCGUGCUAGAACGCAAGCUGCAGGCUCUGAGCGCCGCUGUGGAGAAGAAGGAGGUGCAGUUCAACGAGGUCCUGGCUGCCUCUAACCUGGACCCUGCAGCCCUGACGCUGGUGUCCCGCGAGCUGGAGGAUGUUCUUGAGUCGAAGAACAGCACCAUCAAGGACCUGCAGUAUGAGCUGGCCCAGGUCUGUAAGGCCCAUAACGACCUGCUGCGCACGUAUGAGGCAAAGCUGCUGGCCUUCGGGAUCCCUCUGGACAACGUGGGCUUCAAGCCCUUGGAAACAGCUGUGAUCGGACAGACGCUGGGCCAGGGCCCCGCGGGACUGGUGGGCACCCCGACGUAGCUGCCCCCCUGGGGGGCCACAGCCCAGAGAGCCAGCCUAGGAACACUCUUGGGAUGACACCCCUUAUCACACCAAGGACAGCAAGUUUUUUAGAUUUUAUCAUCAGCAAAUGAAACCUUUUCACAUGUUCUUGCCAUCCUCUUUCCUGGCUCUGUGGAGGAGAACCACCUGCAGGACCCUCACCCAUGGCAUCCCUGUCGCUCCCUUCCCUGGGUGCAGCACGUCCAGCCUGUGUCCAGGCCUACUCCCUGGUCUCACCUCCAACCACAGUCGGCAGCACCUUCUCAGAGUGCCCCGCACUCACCUGGGGGUUGGGGCAGUGCCGCGCUGUGCUGCCUGUCUUCGCGCCACUGUUGUCCCAUCGAAUGGACAGCUUUGCAGAUGCUGGCACUACCUUCAUUGACACCUGAGUCACAGCUGCCCAGUGGGAUUCUCCAGGGGGCCAGCACUUCCCUAGGAAGUGGUGAGCCAAUGCUCCCUGAUGAGCACAAAGCCCGCUAUGUUGAGGGCUGGGUGGGUGCAGCCAGCGUGCGGGAAAGGGCAGGCAGCCUCCCGCUGCCAGUCUUCGCUCUAACUCCCUCGGUAGGUGAUGUAGGACCAGGGGCUCUGCAGCAGGGGCACGUGGAACUUCUGGGCCUUGCUGGUGAUGGUGAAAACAACCUGAGAUGGAGAGGCCAGGAGAGAGUAUAAGGGGAUAGCAGCAAACCACCUAUCUGGCCCCAACACACCUGAGAGAAUUCAGCAGUCCAGACUGAGGGUCUGGGAUGGGGUGAACCUUCCGCACCAGAGGGACACUCCACAGAAGCCACAGCCCAGUAAGUCAGGCGCUUCUGCGGCGGCUCCAGUGUGGGGUGAGGCAGUGAGGUUAGGCCCAGAGAGCUGGAGUUGGCUCAGAUGAAAACCUCUGUCAACAAAGAGGGGAUGAAUCACCCUUGGCCCAGCCUCCCCACAAAGCCUGACCCUGGGCAGGUGAGUGACGGGUGUGUCCUCAUAGAGUCUAUUGCUGCCUGGACACCUUUCUUUUGGGAGCUCAAAGCAAGUGAGCUCACCUACCUGCCACCGCCCAGGACCAGUCUGCCCACUGCCUAAAUGAUGCCCGGCCAGCAGGAGCUGGCCUGCAGAUCCCAGUGAGUCAUGAGCCUCAGCCCCCUCCAGCCCACUGGGGCUCUCAUCUCCACGUGUGGGUAGAAGCUUUCCUGCCCCCUCUUCCUCCAGUAGCCCUCAGUGUCCAAGGUGAGCUUGUAGGUGCCUGCCUUCAUCUGGUCCGGCGUCAGGAGUCCAGGACAGCGGCCAUCUGGGUCUGUGUAGCUGGGGAGAGGAUGAGGCUGCAGAGAUGGGGACCAGAAGCCCCCCACCCCAGCUUUCCUGGGUCUGCAUCCCAGUGGGCCUCAGACACUGCCCUGCCACCUGUCAGACUUGGGUGAGCAGACACAGUGGGGCUGUUAGGUCCUGCAGUUCCAGAGCAGUCUAGGGACACCACUGCCUUGUCUUUAGGAAAUCACAACACAGAAAAGCAAAAAGGGAAAAAGUCUCCCACAAUUUAUCCCAUGAGCAAUAACCACUUUAUAGCUGGCAUAUAUUUUUCCAGAUUUUCUCUAUGCAUAAGUCUAUUUGUUUAAAAACUUAACUCAUAAAGUGGAUUAUACUAUU
Molecule: messenger RNA, 7897 nt
Organism: Gorilla gorilla gorilla (western lowland gorilla)
Lineage: Eukaryota; Metazoa; Chordata; Mammalia; Primates; Hominidae
Gene: GAS8
Product: growth arrest specific 8
Exons: 11
Coding region: 5060-6247 (395 amino acids)
Biological process (GO): flagellated sperm motility
Cellular component (GO): Golgi apparatus; microtubule; motile cilium
Molecular function (GO): small GTPase binding; microtubule binding
Source: RefSeq, a predicted model, not a curated record